Molecule: messenger RNA, 2777 nt
Organism: Sinocyclocheilus grahami
Lineage: Eukaryota; Metazoa; Chordata; Actinopteri; Cypriniformes; Cyprinidae
Product: signal peptide, CUB and EGF-like domain-containing protein 1
Exons: 1
Coding region: 1235-2269 (344 amino acids)
Molecular function (GO): calcium ion binding
Source: RefSeq, a predicted model, not a curated record
CAACCGUCAACUGAAUGAUUAAAUGAAGCCCAAAUAUGACUGUUCAUUAUCUGUCAGCAUUAAAUUCAAAGGUUUAGGCUACUCAAAUGCUGUUUUCCCCUUUUUAUAGCCUAUAAAAAUGUUAGAAUUUUUGUGACUUCUGUCCUUUAAACUGGAAUUCCAGAAUGAUCAAUUCUUCUGUAAAUGUUGGACAAAUUAGUGAAAAUAAAACCACAUUGGGAUAGGCUACUAAGUUUAAUGCAAACUGUAUAGGUGUUUGUUUUCGUUUUUUACCAUACUAUAUGGUUGUUUAGUUAAUUGCGACAUGUCAGAAAAGGGCAACGUUUGUAGAGUGAACUUUUGUAUUUCUUUCUGGAAAUUGAAUCAUGAUGGAAUUUUAAAGUCUGUAUUAGAGAAGAAUGCAAGGUACAUAUAGAGAAAUUAACUUUAAAAAUUAGCCUAUUCUGAGAUAUGUGUAUUCAUUUGAGUAAAAGUGACAAUUUAGCCCACUCUUCCCUUUAAAUUAACUACGUAAAAGUUGACGUUUGGAGAAGUUUUUGACCUGUUCACAAACUUCACUAAACGUAAUCUUAUAUUACUUUAAUUAUUUCAUGUAUAUGAUAUGUACUAUUGUUGAAAAAUCUCUGUACAUUUUGGUAUAAUAAAGCUUAAUUAUACUAGUUUCAGUGUCGAUGUAAAGAUUUGCUUGAAGCGCAAUGUUCUUUGGCUUGAUCUAACAGGGCAGUUCAACUCCGCUGGGCCACAACACCGGCAGAGUUUUGUUUUAAGCCUAAUCAAACCCACCUGCAUGUAACCUAAUAAGCAACUAAUUCUGAAAACCUUGAUUAGCGGGUUCUGAUGUUUAUUUGGGGUUGGAACUAAACUCUGGGUGGUGGCCGCAUAUCGUUCAGCAAUGGAGAUAAGCUUAAGCUUUUAAUGUGCGUGCGUGAAUUCCUGUAAGAUUGAAUCAUUAACAGUGAACGUUAAACUCUUGUGACCGCAACCAGUUGAAAUGCUAUUCAUGCGUAAUUUUCGUCAAGAUCAUUAGUGCUCUUCCUAGAGUGUGCAGUGCGUGCAUCACAUUUAUGAGAACAAACUGUGACCAUGGCACUCCGGAGUGUUUCUUGACUCCCUCAGGCGGGGUUUCCUUCCUUUUAUCUCCUGAAUGGGGUUUCAAAAGGUAGAAAUAUUUAAAACGUUGAACACCAUAUCCUCAUGCAGCUUAAGCUGCCGUACCUCUUGAAAUCAAAAUAAAAUGGAUUAUCAUAAACCAACGAUUUUGUUCAUUAUGAUAAUUUCGUCUUGCGCUGGAAUGGUAUGUAGCUGUGCUUGUUCAAGCAAUCUAAAACACUGUGCAAACAUUUACCAAAUGCCAGUGGACUUCCAAGCGGCUGAACAGACUUGCAGAGAAUGGGGCGGUCAGUUAUCUAUCCAGUCGAAUGCAUCAGAUAAAGUUGUCGACUAUCUUAUUGAUAACCUGAUCGGGCACUUUUGGUCCGGACUCCAUCUACCAAGCGGCAAGUGUUUAAGUAAUACGAGCGCAUUACGCAAAGGCGAAUGGACCAACUUGGAGACCGGAGAAGCGCCGUGCGUUCAACUCUGCAUGUCUGUCUCCAGCGACGGAACGCGGACGCCGAGACCAUGUGCGGACAAACUGGAUGGAUUUUUGUGUGAGGACUCUCAAGGGGAUCUUUGCAAAGGACGUGCGGUCGUUCUGGAUAAUGCACGGUGCAUGUUUGCGCCUUGUGAACAUGCAUGCACUCCUAUGGAAACCGGAUAUAGGUGUUCAUGUAAGGAGCGAUUCCGUCCAAAUGCACGAGAUCCACGCCGCUGUGAUUUCUAUUGCGCAUCGAACGUUUGUGAGGCGUUGUGUAUGAGAAGCGGGUCGGUGUGUUGGUGCCCGGCUGGUUUUGUUAGAAGCGACCAAACCUGCGAAGAUGUAGAUGAAUGUGAAUCAAAUCACGGCUGCGCACACACGUGCAUAAAUACCAUAGGAAGUUAUAGAUGUGCAUGCUAUGAGCCUUUCAUCCUCGUUAAUGGAACUGAGUGCACUCAUGUUCAUAGUCUAUAUAAUGGUCAAGUCUUCACUUCACAUUCAACACCGUCACCGAAUUCUAUAGCGAGAGGGGCACUGUCAACCCCAGGAGAGUAUGUUGGGCUGAUAAUAUUCCUAGUAGUGGCUGUUUUUGCUCUAUUAGUACUUGUGCAUUAUUUGCGCGGUCGUAAAGCAACUGUACAGGAAUGCAAUCCAUCAGAUUCUGGCGAGUUUCAAGAAACCGUAUCUAAGUAAAUGAUAACUGCUACAUGUAUAUUAAGAUUGUGGUAAUGUCCCUUUUGUUUAUGAAUCAAUUAAUUUGUUUACUGAACACAGUCUGUGAAGGAUUAGACUUGUUGGAAUGACUGUAAAUCUCUCAAUAUGUCUCUAGCUAAAACUGAAAUGUUAUGUUAUGAAAACUGAAAAACAAAAUGUUAUUGAAAAAUUGUUUUCAAAAGUGAACUGGCCUUGUUGUCCUCUUGUAGUUCUCAUAGAAAAUUCAUGUACCCAGAAUGACUUGCAGUGUAAGAGUCCAUGAAGUCAUGAAGACCAUGUGUAAAGAUGUCAGCAUAUUUUAGCAGCCCACAUAUUUUCUUCAUUUCGGUUUAUUCCUUGACAUGUCAAACAACUUCAUACCUUGAUAUCUGUACUGGAGUACAUUACCAAAAAGUUGACUGAUAAAACAUUGCAAUGCAUAAGAAAAAAAAUAUUUUACAUGUUAAACAUCUUUGCUAACAACUGUUUUGUAUUGUUACUGCAUGUA